UAAUAUUUGACUCCUUAAAGCUCCAGCCAUUCAAAACCCUUCAUAUGUCAUGUCAAUAAAGCUAAUUGAAAUUUGAAUAGAGGGAGAGGGAGAGGUGUGGAUCAGGAGGGGAGGUGUGUAUUUCUCUGCUGAGCCUCGUUGAAUCCACAAAGAUCCGUCACAACACUGAGACACCCGGACCUCCCGCUGCCGCCGCUGCUUAUGGAUAAACUGCUUGUCAGCGGCCACCAGAAGAAGAAAAAAGUUCGCGGAGUUUUUUUAAUUAAAAAGCAGCUGCGGACAUGAAGUUUUCCGGAGGAGGAGCUGCGCUGCUGCUGCUGCUGCUCGGCCGCUGCUGCUGCACCAUUCCCGGCAGGAGAGUGUGCCAGGGAAUGAGUAACCAGCUGACAUUGUUGGGGACUCGUGAAAAUCACUAUGACAACAUGGUGAGGAUGUACUCCAACUGCUCCGUCGUCUUGGAGAACCUGGAGGUCACCUACAUUCUGGAGCACCAGGACCUGUCCUUCCUCCAGUCCAUCCAGGAAGUGGGCGGUUAUGUUCUGAUUGCCAUGAACGAGGCUGCAAACAUCCCAUUGGUCAAUCUAAGGCUGAUCCGAGGUCAAAACCUCUACGAAGGCCAGUACGCCCUGCUGGUGAUGUCCAACUACAACAGGAGCCUCUCGUCUGCAACUCUCAACUACACCAGCGGGCUGAGACAACUGCAGCUCAGCAGUCUGAGGGAGAUUCUGAAAGGAGGGGUAAAAAUGACCCACAACCCCCUGCUGUGUAACAUUGAGACCAUCCAGUGGUGGGACAUACUGGACAAAGCCAGCAAUCCCAGCAUGCUUUUUAAGAUGGACACCUUUGCCCGUAAAUGUGACAAGUGUGAUCCAGGGUGUGUUAACGGUUCCUGUUGGGCAGCAGGACUGGAUCACUGCCAGAAAUUCACCAAGUUGCAAUGUGCGGAGCAGUGCAGCAGAAGGUGUCGGGGUCCAAAACCCAGCGACUGCUGUAAUGAACACUGUGCUGCCGGCUGCACUGGACCUCGAGCCACCGACUGCCUGGCCUGCAGGGAUUUUAAUGAUGAUGGAACCUGUAAAGAUGCUUGUCCUCCUCUGACACGCUACAACCCCAAAACUCACCACGUGGACAAGAACCCCAAUGCCAAGUUCACCUAUGGAGCAACCUGCGUCAAGGCCUGCCCACAUAACUACGUGGUGACAGGUGGAUCGUGUGUUCGCACCUGCAGCCCUGGAACAUAUGAGGUGAAGGAGAACGGAGUGCAACGCUGCAAAGCUUGUGACGGACCCUGUCCUAAAGCCUGUGACGGAGUCGGGGUUGGUGCUCUUGUUAACACCAUGGCCGUCAACGCCUCCAACAUCGAAUCCUUCAGGAACUGCACUAAGAUCAAUGGGGACGUCUCCCUGAUAGAAACCUCCUUUAAUGGGGACGCGCACUACAAAAUCCCGCCCAUGGACCCGGCUAAGCUGGAGUACUUCAGGACAGUGAAGGAAAUCACAGGUUUCCUGCUGAUCCAGUCCUGGCCAGAGAAUCUGACCUCUCUGUCAGUGUUUGAGAACCUGGAAAUCAUCAGAGGAAGAACAACAAGAGCUCAGCACAGUUUAGCUGUGGUGAGGGCGAAGCACCUCCGCUGGCUGGGUCUGCGCUCUCUAAAGGAGGUGAGCGCUGGGAGGGUGAUGGUGAAGGACAACCAUCAGCUCUGCUACACCCAUCCCAACAAGUGGACCCGCUUCUUCAGAUCCAAAGAUCAGAUCAUCAGCAUGCGCAACAACGCUCCCCCAGACGUCUGUGAACAACAGAGUCAAACCUGUGACACGGAGUGUACAGAUGAGGGCUGCUGGGGUCCAGGUCCCACCAUGUGCGUCUCCUGUCGACACUUCAACCGUGGGGGGCGCUGUGUGGCGCACUGUAACCUGCUGCAGGGUGAGCCCAGAGAGGUUGAGGUGAACACCAGCUGUGUCCAGUGUCACCGGGAAUGUCUGCUGAAGAACGGGAACCCGACCUGCCUAGGGCCGGGUCCAGACCAGUGUUCCCAGUGCGCCCAUUUUAAAGACGGUCCCCACUGUGUGCCGCGCUGCCCCCACGGUGUGCUGGGAGAUGGAGACACGCUCAUCUGGAAAUACCCCGACAUGACGCGCCAGUGCCAGCCCUGCCACCUCAACUGCACCCAGGGGUGUUCAGGUCCAGGACUGUCUGGAUGCAAAGGUGCUACCGCCCACUCCACGCUGGCGGUUGCCGUGGUUGGUGGGCUCUUGGUUGCUGUAAUUCUGUCGCUGAUUAUCUUUGUGUUGCUACGGCGACGACGAAUCAGGAGGAAGAGGACUCUGCGCCGCCUGCUGCAGGAGAGAGAGCUGGUGGAGCCGUUGACUCCUAGUGGUGAAGCUCCUAACCAAGCGCUGCUGAGGAUCCUGAAGGAGACAGAGUUUAAGAAGAUCCGGGUGCUUGGCUCUGGGGCCUUCGGAACCGUCUUCAAAGGUCUGUGGAUCCCUGAUGGAGAAAAUGUGAAGAUCCCAGUAGCCAUCAAAGUUCUCAGAGAGGCCACGUCACCUAAAGCCAACCAAGAAAUCCUGGAUGAAGCGUAUGUGAUGGCGAGCGUAGAUCAUCCUCACGUGUGUCGUCUGCUGGGAAUCUGCCUGACGUCGUCGGUCCAGCUGGUGACUCAGCUGAUGCCGUACGGCUGCUUGCUAGACUACGUCCGACACCACAGAGACCAUGUUGGAGCCCAGUGGCUGCUGAACUGGUGUGUCCAGAUCGCCAAGGGGAUGAACUACCUGGAGGAGCGUCACCUGGUGCAUAGAGACCUGGCAGCAAGGAACGUCCUGGUGAAAACUCCUAACCACGUCAAAAUCACCGACUUCGGCCUCGCCAAGCUGCUGACGGCUAACGAAAAGGAAUACCACGCCGACGGAGGAAAGGUUCCCAUAAAGUGGAUGGCAUUAGAAUCGAUCCUUCAGUGGACCUACACACAUCAGAGUGACGUCUGGAGUUACGGUGUGACAGUGUGGGAGCUGAUGACGUUCGGUUCAAAGCCAUAUGACGGCAUCCCGGCCAGCGAGAUCUCCUCAGUGCUGGAGAGAGGAGACCGGCUGCCUCAGCCCCCCAUUUGCACGAUUGACGUCUACAUGAUCAUGGUCAAAUGUUGGAUGAUUGAUCCGUCUAGUCGUCCCAAGUUCAGAGAGCUGAUAGUAGAGUUCUCUAAAAUGGCCAGAGACCCUUCCAGAUACCUGGUCAUACAGGGUGACCUCCCCAGUCCAUCAGACAGCAGGUUUUACUCUCGCCUUCUGAGCUCUGACGACAUGGAGGACGUUGUUGACGCCGAUGAAUACCUGCUACCUUACAAGGGACUUGGUAACCAUGACAACCGUCCCUGCAACCCCACGAACGGUCAUCCAGUCAGAGAAAACAGCAUCGUUCUGCGUUACAUCACCGAUCCGACUCACAACAUGCUGGAUAAAGAAGACUUCACUGGCCACGAGUACAUGAACCAGAGUUUGAGUGAAACCAGUCGGAGCAGCCGGCUGUCGGAGGUUUUAAAUCCCAACUAUGAGGACCUGAGCCUGGGCUGGGGCGCCACCUCACUCCACUACCCACAAGAGGAUCUUAAAUGCCCUGCACAAGUUUCUGGGGGACCAGAAUACCUGAACACCGCCCAAAGCUCGCUACCCCUGGCUGUCUGCGACAGCCUCGACAACCCGGACUACCAGGCAGACUUCCUGCCCCAGGCCACACCCACCACCACUUUACCCGGGAGCAGUUUGUUCCUCCCAGCAGCAGAGAACCUAGAAUACUUGGGUUUAGGUGCUGCACUGCACGCCCCCGUCCGUUAGAGUGUUUAAUUUAGCUGCUUUUAAUGUACAUUUUUUUAGGAAACGCCGACUGAGCAGCAGAAUCACAUAGAGUUGCUUGGUCUGCAGCUACACUGGAACAGAACCUGCAUACUGAGUGUUGCUCAACGGCAACACUCAGGAGAGCCAGACUUUUUCCCCGGGAUUCAAGCCAACAACCUUCUGGUCACAAACUGGAUGUUUCCUUGAACUUUUAACUGGUUGCAUUAUUUGUUUGAUGUCACAAAACUGCCGUUGAGUUCAGUUCUUUCAGAACAGGAAGGGGAAUCCAUCUUAAUAUACCAGUGAGCCCCUUUAACCUUCUUGGCCUAGAUCUGCUGCAGGAAGAUCUGGGACUUAAGCAACACGAUGGAUUCCUCUGCACAAAUUAAACUUCCAUAUUUAAUUUUCAGUUUGACAUCCAAUUCAGCCUUCCUCUGCAUCCUUCCUCUGUCAGCAUUCACAGGGAUUGUGAUCGUUAUGGAAGUAAAAUGAGGACUUUAACAUUGAAAAUACAUAAAACAACAUUUUCAAAUGUGCACAGAGGUUUGAAAAUGUGCAGAAGUGGGUUACAACCAACAAAGGAGAAAAGAUUGGAGAUGUUUUCUUGUGAUUUGCAUUUUGUAAUUAUGAGAAAAGUAUCACAAAAAUGAAUUAAUUACAUGUGAUCAUGUAGUAGUGCACAGGAUAGAUCCUUUGCUCCAUCAGGUAUCACCAGGCACAAUGGCGCUCCCAGCUGGCUCUGCAGUGCACCACAGGCUGGAGGAUGAGUUAGAUACCAAAUUAUUUCAGUUAAACAAAAAAUGUUGUAUUAUAGCAAAAUAUCUUGUUAAAUCAUGAAAGGAGCAAUACGCUGCCAUACCAUACAUCUUAAGAGAGUCUCAGCUGUUGAGUCUUCUUCUCUAGAUCUUCUAAAUAGUCAGACGGUCCAUGAGAAAUGCUAAAUUGAAGGUGGAGUGACUCCAAAAAAACAGUGCAGAGAAUCUACAAAAUGCCAUCAAAAAGUCCUGUUCACAAAGACACUGCAGAGGAGAUUAUUGUCUUUUAUUUAUCAGCAGAUGCUCCAAAUGUAAAGUGUGUAGUCUGAUAUCAGUCACAUUUAUUACACUGUAGUCUGCUGCUACACAAGAAUCCUGCUGAUGCUUAAAUAUCUCUUUUUUUAAUGCUUUGGACAUUUUUAAAGAUUGUGUUCAGCUUGAUUUUGUUUUAUUUGGAUUCCUGAUGUUCUGUUACACAGAGAUGGCCGGAGUUUGUGGUUUGUUGUGUACAUAGAAGAAGAAGGAAGCGAGUUUCCAUCCACUGACCAAGGACUUUUUGGAUGGAAGAACAGUGUUUCUGUCAGACACAUGCACUCUGUAAAAAAAGUUAUAUUUGUGAUUAAGUGGAGAAUGAAUAAUGUGCUUAAAAGAAA
This is a messenger RNA of Thunnus maccoyii (southern bluefin tuna), 5235 nucleotides long. RefSeq names its product melanoma receptor tyrosine-protein kinase-like. Gene Ontology annotation, cellular component: signaling receptor complex; basal plasma membrane. Gene Ontology annotation, molecular function: epidermal growth factor binding; epidermal growth factor receptor activity; ATP binding. NCBI's taxonomy places the organism in Eukaryota, Metazoa, Chordata, Actinopteri, Scombriformes, Scombridae. The record is from RefSeq and is a predicted model, not a curated record. Gene Ontology annotation, biological process: positive regulation of epithelial cell proliferation; negative regulation of apoptotic process; positive regulation of kinase activity. The transcript has 27 exons. Bases 282 to 3827 code for a protein of 1181 amino acids.